Messenger RNA from Vigna unguiculata (cowpea), 1166 nucleotides. RefSeq names its product T-complex protein 1 subunit beta-like. Gene Ontology annotation, cellular component: chaperonin-containing T-complex; cytosol. Lineage: Eukaryota; Viridiplantae; Streptophyta; Magnoliopsida; Fabales; Fabaceae. The record is from RefSeq and is a predicted model, not a curated record. Gene Ontology annotation, molecular function: ATP hydrolysis activity; ATP-dependent protein folding chaperone; ATP binding. Gene Ontology annotation, biological process: protein folding.
AUGCAGGGAAGCACAAAUUUAGAAUCUAUCCAGAUUAUAAAGAAACCUGGAGGCUCACCGAAGGAUUCAUUCUUAGAUGAAGGAUUCAUUCUUGACAAGAAAAUCGGUAUUGGACAACCCAAAAGGAUCGAGAAUGCAAAGAUACUGGUGGCCAACACUGCCAUGGAUACAGAUAAAGUGAAGAUAUACGGUGCACGUGUUCGUGUUGAUUCUAUGGCUAGAGUUGCUCAGAUUGAAACAGCUGAGAAAGAGAAAAUGAGAGAAAAGGUGCAGAAGAUAAUAGGUCAUGGUAUCAACUGUUUUGUUAACAGGCAGUUGAUUUACAAUUUUCCAGAGGAGCUCUUUGCCGAUGCGGGGAUAUUGGCUAUUGAGCAUGCUGAUUUUGAUGGUAUUGAUUGUCUGGCUCUGGUAACUGGCGGUGAAAUUGCAUCAACCUUUGACAAUCCCGAGUCUGUUAAGCUUGGGCAUUGUGACCUUAUUGAGGAGAUUAUGAUUGGUGAGGAUAAACUAAUUCAUUUCUCUGGUGUUGCUAUGGGGCAUGCCUGUACAAUAUUUCUGAGAGGUGCUAGCCACCAUGUUCUCGAUGAGGCUGAGAGGUCUUUGCAUGAUGCCCUGUGUGUGCUAUCACAGACUGUAAAUGGCAGCAGAGUGUUGCUUGGAGGUGGGUGGCCCGAGAUGGUGAUGGCAAAGGAAGUGGAUGCAUUGGCUAAGAAAACUCCAGGAAAGAGGUCUCUUGCUAUUGAGGCAUUCUCCCGUGCACUUUUGGCUAUCCCAACAAUCAUUGCUGAUAAUGCUGGUUUGGACAGUGCUGAGCUGAUUUCUCAACUCCGUGCAGAGCAUCAGAAGGAGGGCUGUACUGCAGGAAUUGACGUUAUUUCUGGUUCUGUUGGAGACAUGGCUGAACGGGGUAUAUGCGAAGCAUUCAAAGUCAAACAAGCUGUAUUGCUAUCUUCAACAGAGGCAGCUGAGAUGAUCCUCAGAGUUGACGAAAUAAUCACGUGUGCUCCAAGGAGAAGAGAAGAUAGAAUGUAAAAUAUGGUGAAGGUACCUUGGCAUUUUCUGACGUACCAUUAGCGAGUGCUGUGAUUUUGAUAUGGUGGUUGUGAUUGGAAAAACUGUUUGUAAUGCUAAAAGUUUGUUAAUUAUGUUAUUUGAAUUUAAGAACA